Molecule: messenger RNA, 3347 nt
Organism: Scleropages formosus (Asian bonytongue)
Lineage: Eukaryota; Metazoa; Chordata; Actinopteri; Osteoglossiformes; Osteoglossidae
Product: intestine-specific homeobox-like
Exons: 5
Coding region: 332-1219 (295 amino acids)
Biological process (GO): regulation of transcription by RNA polymerase II
Molecular function (GO): DNA-binding transcription factor activity, RNA polymerase II-specific; RNA polymerase II transcription regulatory region sequence-specific DNA binding
Source: RefSeq, a predicted model, not a curated record
GAGGAGUGUCAGGCCAAGGGACGCUGUUGUUGGAAAUUGAGCGAGAGAGAGAGAGAGAGAGAGAGAGAGAGAGAGAGAGAGAGAGAGAGAGAGAGAGAGAGAGAGAGGUACAGAGGUAUAGGCACGUAGAGACAGCACAGGGAAGAGUGGAGAGUGGCACAUAAAAAAAAAAGCACACUGACUACGGGAGAGACAUCAAGAUAAAAGUUCUCACUUCCACAGGGAACGCGGUGAUCAGCUGAGUCCUCGGCGGAAUUAUCUUGGCAUCUGACCCCGGAAAGACCGAAGAGCAAAGGGGAUCUGGGGAACGAGGGAAGGGGACGACACCGUUAUGGCGACGCUCCUGCAGGACACUAAGGAGUCGGGGAACUUCCGGCUGCGCGGAAGAGAGGUGCUGGGGUCCCGCGACGACAUCCUGUCUCACUCCAUCGAGGAGAUCCUCAGGAAGCCCUCCGGGAGAGGAGCUCCUCCAGGAGCCAUGUUGGAAGGAGAUCUGGAGGAGCGUGAACCUCCACACCCAUCUGCUUAUCCAGAGGGGACGACCCAUCCAAACAGAGGCCGCGGCUGCAACACCGAGCCCUCGCCAGCCGGACGUAACACUCCGGGACGUGACCUCUCUCCAGGGGUGUCUUCUGCAGGAGAACCGGAGCACCAGAGGGGGGGUGGAAAGGCGGCCCGGCAGGAAAACGGGAGCCGUCCGGGUCCAGCUGAGAGGAAGCACAAGCGGAGGGCGAGGACCACCUUCACGGCAAGCCAGCUGGAGGAACUGGAGAAAGUCUUCAGGAACACGCACUAUCCCGACGUUCACACCAGGGACCAACUGGCCGCAAAGACACGGCUCUCCGACGGCCGAGUGCAGAUCUGGUUCCAGAACAGAAGAGCGAAAUGGCGACGACGCGAAACGAUGGGCAACGUGACGCAGAAAGACCUGGUCCCUGGACCCAGACCUUACCUUUCUAUUACCCUGGCUGACAGGUUUUGCCACCCGUCUCCCGUGGCCGGACCCGUGCUACCCUGGUCCUGCCCUUUGGCGGCCAAAGCCGGCCUACCUGGGAUAUCACCUGCCUCUCCGACCGGCUGCCUUCCCCACUGCUCAUCUAAGCUCCACUCCCCGUCUGCACCGUACCCGCUGCCCGCAGCCCCUGCGUACACUUGGCUCCGGGGCACGCGGCCCACCCGUGGAUAUGCCUUCGGCUCACAGGGUGUCAUUGUUAUAUAGUGUUAAAACUGAACUGCGACCCGUUGGACGCCCGCAUUCAGUCAUGCCGCAUGUCGUUAGAAAUAGCAGCAAGAUCUUGUCUGAAUGUUGCCGCUUCGAACGAUCAUUUUUUUCGUCAUGCGCGCAAACGAAAAUAAGCCAGACUCUGAAUUCGCUUCCGAUUACAGGUUCUCGCCCCGGUCGGCCGCAUCUGCUGUCGAUAAUAGAAAAACUGUUUGCGCCGGUCAGCUCGCACACGUCUUUUCCAUGCUUCCUGUUUCAGUUUUUAUUAAUUUAUUCCUUCAUAUUAAACGUCUUUGACAGAACACUGCGAUAAGGAUGAAGGAACACUAACCUGUGGGAAACACUAAAAGAGGAUUGCGAAGCAGAGAGAGGGAAACCAAAGGACCUCCCCAAGUUCAGCUUCUUAUCAGGAUGCAAUUAGAGGGCAAUAGGUAUAUUAAGGUUUAUAUCUUUUACUCGCAGUAUCACUCCUUGUCUAGUGUUUUCACUGGUUAUGGUGGCUGUAAAUGUGAUUUUAUAUUGCACAUUCUAAUUAUCGCGGUAUUGGUUUAUGGGCCCAGCCAUACAUAGUUCCUUCUUAUCUUAAUUUGGUUGGGGGGUCGUUGUCAGGUGAGCUCACCCAGUGUAAUGCUGAAAUGUGCUCCUCGGAAAUAUAAACCAGGGGUGUCGCGUAUCACGUUUUACAAAUGAAAUUUUUCAGACCUUAGACCUCCAGUUCAAGGACGUUGUUCCGACAUGUUAUUGCCUUUUAUGCCAAACUACCCAAAAUUUUGUCGCGAGACCGCCUAAAGAAAUCUUCAGAGAGCUUGCCAUUAAAAAGAAAGGAUCCGCACUGAUGUGCAAACUUUUUAUGUACCGUUUUUCAUUAGAAAGUAAAAAGUAGAUGCGAACCGUGUCAAUGGGAUAACUUGCUCCAGCGUGAUAUAUUGCUGAAAUGUGCCUGUACAUUAAAAUAUUUUUCCACACAAGCGUCAGCCAGUUCUAUUAAUGUAUAACCGCUGAGAUGUGAUAAUAGGGCACAAAAGCAUUAUUAGUGAGAGAUUACGCUGUCUCGGAUGAUGACGGCUCUAUCGCUUUCAACACGUCACACACAGACCAAGCGGCAGAUGCUGUUUUUCAUAUGCAGCCAGGACAUGUUUUUGGGGAAGCACACACUGAUCCCAUUUCUGCUGCUAUGUGCUCUGUAGUAUGUCUUCAGCAGCCUAACAAUAAACAAUGCCAGAGCACAUGAUUCUCAGUGUCAACAGAAUCUUAAGCUCAUAAAAAGUCUUAUCACAUUUAUAGGGCGAAUGGGUUUGAAAAUGUUGCAAAACAUUGUCGAAAACGUGUUAAGCCAGACUCAGUUUGUCUCUCAUGAGACGUGAACCAGUCAAGGGAAUUUCAAUGGACUGAAAGGGCUUCCUGUGCAGACAUGAGCAGCAUGUUCUCUGUUUUCAUUCUGAAGAGAGAGAAUAUUCUGUGGCAGUGACUGGGUGUGAUUUACCUCGAUGUUUGAUUUAUUUUGAACACAUACAAUGAAUACUGGUGGCAUGAGUUACGCCUGGUGUGUUCCAGUGACCUGUUGUUCAACUUCUUUUAUAGCUCUGACCUUGCCUUGACUCUUAGCCUCACGACUUGUAAACUUUUCAACCGUUUUUAUCUCCCUUUAUAGUACCUUAAUGAUCUACGUGUUGUUAAACACCAUGUGAUGUCCCCCGAUUAUGGGCUGGGAUUAAGAGUACUUCACCAAGAAGGCUCCUCAUCUGCACAUGUCUUUCCAUACAUUAUUUGGAAUGUCACAUUUUAACAAAAAUUUCCUACAUUUUAACAAAAAAAAUUCCACAUCCCCACAGAAAUCUCCAUCAUAUGUAUAGGAAUUCAGUUAAAACAGGAGUCAAUAGAAGAAAAGCUACACAUGGAUGUACACAUAUAGAGAAUACAGAUACUGCACUCAUGACACACAUUUACUCAGAGACAUGUAAAUGUUGAGGUAUAGAUGUAUGUACCGCUGAAUUUUGGGUGUAUUGUAAACUCCACAAAAACUCAGAUGAGGCCAAAUGCACAACAUUUGGGUCAUUUAAAAGUUUCACCAGGCUGUUUAGAGAAAUCUGUUUCAUAAAUAUGCUGCAGUCCUUAAAAAAGUGAU